Molecule: messenger RNA, 2282 nt
Organism: Aspergillus alliaceus
Lineage: Eukaryota; Fungi; Ascomycota; Eurotiomycetes; Eurotiales; Aspergillaceae
Product: putative transcription initiation factor TFIID subunit 12
Exons: 2
Coding region: 266-2086 (606 amino acids)
Biological process (GO): DNA-templated transcription initiation; RNA polymerase II preinitiation complex assembly
Cellular component (GO): SAGA complex; SLIK (SAGA-like) complex; transcription factor TFIID complex
Molecular function (GO): protein heterodimerization activity; TBP-class protein binding; DNA binding
Source: RefSeq, a predicted model, not a curated record
CUUGAAUCCAAUUCCUCCGUUGAAACCCAUUUCUCCUGGAGGGGACGGUGGUAUUCGCUGUCAACUAUCUGUUCUUGUACGGAACUGCCAUCUACUCUUGUCCUGUCACUCGAGUGGGCCUCAUCCACAUUCCCUUAACGCUCCGUCGCACGGAUUCCACCCCGUCAUUCCCUUGUUCUCCGGGCUACAUCUACCGUCGGCCCACUGGUAUCUAUAGUAACCCAUAAGUUCACUUCCGCCUUGUGUCAAACGUCUUCUCGAGGAGAUGGACGGCUCACAGGUCCCUGCGGCUCAGCCCAUGGUUACCCAGCAUUCGAAUCUGAUCCGGACCGACCAGGUCCAAAAGCUCCCUCAUCUCAACGAGCAACAGAAAAGUCAGCACACCCAGCUAGUGCGCAACUUUUGGGAGGUCCUCAACAAUCGCGACCCCCAGAGUGCAGAAUACCAACAUGCACACACGAGACUCACCCAGAUCUCGCAAAAUUUGAUGAAGGGCAUGCGGGCAUUCCAACAAAAUCGCCAGCUCCAGCAACAACAGCUUCAGGGCCAGCCGGUUCAGUCAGGUCAGUCAGGUCAGCGGCCACAGUCCGUCAACCCUCAAACUUUCAAUCAGCUGCUACCUCAGAUCCAACAGAAAGUCAAUAGUCUGCAGUUCUCUCUCCCUCCCAAUAUCAGCCAGGAACAAGCACAGUCAUGGCUUCCAGAGGCCAGGCUACGGUACGGCAUUGCGCUACAGAAGCAAGAGAUUGGAAGGGCGCGCAUAGCGGAGCUACGUCAACAGUUCGGGCAACGCCAAACUGCCGGAAAUAUGACACAGGAGGAGCUACAGGAGUUCAAAAACAGGCAGCUUGCGGCGGAAAAGCUUUUCCGGGAAGGGGGUGACUUUUUAGCCAAGUUCAAAGAGCAACAAGAGACCUUCAAAGCUCAGCAACAGAGAACAGGCGUACAGGCCGUUACAGGCCAACCACAAGGUGCUACUGUCACACCAGCUCCCACUGUCCCGGCCGGUGCUGAUGGUCGCCCCGCAAACACGCCCGUGUCAAUGCAUCCUGGACAGGCCCCAACGCCCGCCCCUCAUACUAUCACCUCAGCGGUAAGUGCCGCGCGGAGCCAAGCUGGGCAGACAGCCAUGUCACCAUCAGUUUCCCAACAAGGCCAAGUACCGGUUGCACAGGCGGCCCCGGUUGCCACCCCUGUUGCACCUGCCGCACCUCAAGCUGUUCCUCCUCAAGCACAGUCGCAGCCGCAGCCGCAGCCACAGCAGCAUCCACAACCGCCACCACAAGUCCAGUCCCAGCCAGGAGCGCCUGGCUCACAGGUUACCUUUACCCAAGUACCUAACUUGGACGGCUCUACACCCACGCCUACUACCGCCCAGCCAGUGAGCGUACAAGGUCCCCCACGUCCUUUGUCCCAGCAAGCUGCUAUGGCUCAAGCUGCUCAGAACUAUACGAACAACAACGCGAACAGCAACAUGGGCCAGCAACAAAACAUGCCACAGCCUGCAGCAAACUCGCAUGCACAUCCCCAAGGCUACAUUCCCAACAGAGCCUCUGAGAAUUCGGCGCGAAACAUCAAUAUGGCCAUUCCAAAGACCCUGAAUGUCCCUACUCCGGAACCAGUCACGAUGGCACCAGCGCGGCCAACCUUAUCGGGUGGCCCCAGCCACGGUGCUAUGGGUAUGAUGGGUCAACCUGCAAUCCAAAAGCACCCUGGGUACGUCCUUGAAGGUGAAGGCCAGCGAGUCCUGAGCAAGAAGAUGCUUGACAUAUUGGUUCGUCAGGUUACUGGAGGAGGAGAGGGAGAGGGACUUACGCCAGAUGCUGAAGAGUUCAUCCUCCAAAUGGCCGAUGACUUCGUUGACGACGUGAUUACUGCUGCCUGCCGUCUCGCCAAACUACGUCCAUCAUCUACGCUUGAAAUUCGGGAUAUUCAGCUCGUUCUCGAACGUAACUACAACAUGCGCAUCUCCGGAUUCUCUACCGAUGAUCUUCGCACCGUCAAGAAGCCUCAGGCCACACAAGGCUGGACUCAGAAGAUGUCAGCCAUUCAAGCCGCUAAGGUGACGCAAGGGAAAGCUGAAUGAUUCUUCUGCUUACCGCCUAUUUCCCAGACGCUUCUUUUCCCUAAUGUUCUAAGAGAUUGUCUUAACAACACUGUUCUAGCCUGAUUCCCCCAACCUUUUUAAUUUAUGGCUUUGUUGGUUGGCGUCACUGGGUGGCUUUUUCAUCACUUUCGUGCCUUUGUUCUUUUUUUUUUCUGUCCUGUUCCUGAAAUAUUCU